AGCGCCAGCAUGCUGCGCCCAUUGUUGAUGAUUCUGCUGGCCAGCGGUGCCUGCGAGGCCCAGCGAAGAGCGCAACCCAAGUAUCACAGCCUGUACGGCCCCAAAGACGAAAAUCUGCCGAUCGCGGAAGCUCUGGGCAGGGCAGCGCUCGGCAUUUCCAAUUUCUUGCGCGAGGGCGACGAGCUCUUGAGGCACGAGCUCGAGGACGCGCCGCCCGCGUACGACCAACAAUACGACUUCGUGGUGGUGGGCGCGGGCAGCGCGGGGGCCACGGUCGCCUCGAGACUGAGCGAAGCCGAGGACGCCACGGUGCUGCUGAUAGAAGCGGGUCGCAAUGAAAACCUGCUGAUGGACAUACCGGUGCUGGUGAAUUAUCUGCAAUUCAGCAGCAUCAACUGGGCCUACCGAACGGAGUCGUCGAACCGCUACUGCCUGGGCAUGACCGACCGAAAGUGCAACUUCCCAAGGGGCAAAGUGAUGGGGGGCAGCAGCGUGCUGAACUACAUGAUAGCGACGAGAGGCGACCCCCGAGACUACGACGGCUGGGCGGAGAUGGGCAACGACGGCUGGUCCUACGGCGAGCUGCUCAAGUACUUCAGGAAGCUCGAGGAGAUCGGCGUGGACGAGCUGCGAGCCGACGACAAGCUGCACAACACCGAGGGUCCGCUGUACAUCGACCAUCCGACCUUCCACACGCCCUUGGCCGACGCCUUUCUCCGGGCGGGGCUGCAGCUGGGCUAUCCCGUGAUCGACUACAACGGCGACGAGCACGUCGGAUACUCCUUCAUACAGGCCACCAUCAAAAACGGCACUCGCAUGAGCAGCAACAGGGCGUACCUGCAUCCGGCUCGCCACCGGCCAAACCUGUCGCUCAGCAGGAUGAGUCACGCGAACAAAGUGCUCAUCGACCCGCUCACCAAGAGGGCUCUCGGCGUGGAUUUCACCAAGUACGGCAGGAACUUCCGCGUGCGGGCCAGGAAGGAGGUGAUCCUGUGCGCCGGCGCCAUCGGCUCGGCGCAAAUACUGAUGCUGUCGGGUGUCGGCCCGUCGGAUCACUUGCGGGAGAUGGGCGUGCCGCUGCUUCAGAACGCGCCGGUCGGCCGGAAUCUCAUGGACCACAUCGCUUACGGCGGACUGGUCUUUCUGGUCGAUCAACCGGUGAGCAUCAGAACCAAAGAUCUGAUCAACCCCGUGAAACCCUACUUGAGCGACUUCUUCAAUAAACACACCGGCCCGCUCACCGUUCCCGGGGGCUGCGAAGCCCUGGCCUUCGUCGACGUCGAUCGUCCCAACGACUUGACCAGCUGGCCGAACAUCGAGCUUCUGUUCAUAGGAGGCUCCGUCGUUUCCGACGCUUCUUUCCACCACAAUAUCGGCAUCUCCGACAAGUACUGGAACAAGUAUUUCGCCCGUCUGACCGGCGCUCACUCCUGGACCAUUUUCCCCAUGCUUAUGCGCCCAAAAAGCCGUGGCAAGAUUCUUUUGCGCAGCAACAAUCCGAACGUUCAUCCGAGAAUUUUUGCCAACUACCUUGACGAUCCCGAGGACGUGAGAGUCAUGAUAAAGGGAAUAAGGGCGGCGAUCCAAGUCAGCAAAACGGAGCCAAUGCGACGAUUCAAGUCCAAGCUGUACGACUUACCAGUGCCAGGUUGCGAAGCUCACCGCUACGAUUCGGAUGAGUACUGGGAGUGUGCCAUCAGGACUUUCCCUUUUACCAUUUAUCACCACUCGGGUACUUGUAAAAUGGCACCGGACACCGAUCCAAGUGGUGUCGUCAACCCAAGGUUGCAGGUAAAAGGGAUAAAAGGAUUGCGGGUAGCCGAUGCUUCGAUUAUGCCAAUGAUCAUGACUGGACAUCCAAAUAUCCCAGUGAUAAUGAUAGGGGAAAAACUUGCUGAUAUGGUCAAGGAAGAUUGGGGCUAUAAUAGUUCUUCUAAUAGUUUGUAAAAAAUUGACAGAUUCAUCGUUGUGUGGACAAAAAUAAAUGUGCGCUGCACGUAUUUAUGCCACAAUUUGAAAUUCCAAAUGAAACAUUAAACCCGAGAGAUUUAUCGCUCAAAGUUGUUUCUCAUUACGAUAAUGUUCCGCCUUACUGGCUUGUUUUUCUCGAAAAUGGUAAUUAAAGGUUGCCAUUUGAAUGU
Messenger RNA from Phymastichus coffea, 2141 nucleotides. Its product is annotated as glucose dehydrogenase [FAD, quinone]-like. Lineage: Eukaryota; Metazoa; Arthropoda; Insecta; Hymenoptera; Eulophidae. The record is from RefSeq and is a predicted model, not a curated record. Bases 10 to 1947 code for a protein of 645 amino acids. The transcript is spliced from 2 exons. Gene Ontology annotation, molecular function: flavin adenine dinucleotide binding; oxidoreductase activity, acting on CH-OH group of donors.